GAUAGUGUCUGAUUAAUACCUAGCAAUCGGUAGUAUAUAUACACUCGUUGACUCGUUCAGCGCCAAGUGUCGAGCCAGGACCAUCUACCAACCGGACGACGACGCACACGACCAGAAUGUCCUACCUGCUUGAGGUGCUAUCGCUGGUGUACAUCUCCUUAUGCGGCGCUCUCUAUGCACUCAGUAAAUCCGGAGCUCUCGUCCUCUUCCAGAUAGGUUUCAAUAUUGUCUUCCUGGGAGUUAUGGCACGCACGUACCUCCCCCACCUAACGAAGAUAUUUGCCCUCUACAAGGCCAAUCCGCCACGCGACGGAAGUCAAGGGCUUGACCCCAAGCAGUUUAUGUCUUUCUUUGGCAUCUACAAAAACAGAUGCCACAUGAACAUGAUGGCUUCGCUGGCCCUCAUUCUAUCCCUCACUGUCUACCUCAACAUCGACGCGGUGAAAGCCCAAGCCCCACAGCAUCUCGUCUUGCAGACGCUGAUGGUCACAACAAUGGCAAAUGCCUUGUCCGGCCUCUACCUCAGCGUUCUCUUCGCUGAUAAGAUAGAAGAAAUCAGCGCCUCAUAUGGGCUAACUAUAAGUUGGGUGCAACGGGCCGUUGCGCUUUCAGCGCCUGGUGCUGCCAUCGUCCUCUCCACGCCUUUCGGCAUGACUGGAAGCGCCAUCAUCACCUCCGUCAUCUAUCGCGUCACUGCCGGAGCUCUAUCCCUGAUUGAGCUGGACGGGGCGGCCCGUGGCACCAAGAGCGACUACGACCAGUAUAUCGCUUUGGCAGCUGUGAUGUAUAUCGUCUUCGUUAUCAUCCAUACUGUCGUCACAGCCAAGAUGUUCAUGAAGCUCAAAGCUCCCGCAUCCCUCGUAACGCCCUCCCUCGCCGAUGCUCGCUGAGGAGGGCAUUUGCUGCAUUCAUCGGAUAGUAAAUUGUAGGACUUUGGAUUUUACACCCUAUCUAACCUCCUGGUGACAAUACACCACUACAAUGUUUUGCCUUCUCAACGGUCACCAAGUGAAUCUUUGCUGUUCUUUUCGCCUCAACUUGCAAGCAUCUGUACUGUAGAUAAUACAACACGCAUUCCCAUCGGAGCGCCCCUCGGGAUGCGUUCCCGUUCCGUCCAUUUUUGGGUGGCCUGUCAAGCCCGUCUCUAUUUCAAUA
This is a messenger RNA of Phanerochaete carnosa HHB-10118-sp, 1155 nucleotides long. RefSeq lists its product as uncharacterized. NCBI's taxonomy places the organism in Eukaryota, Fungi, Basidiomycota, Agaricomycetes, Polyporales, Phanerochaetaceae. The record is from RefSeq and is a predicted model, not a curated record. The coding region runs from base 117 to 890 and encodes 257 amino acids. The transcript is spliced from 4 exons.